UAUUCUUUCCCGUGAUUUCUAAGGUUCAUGUCUUUAUGGUUUAGCAAUGUCGAAGAUAGGGAGAUCGGUUUCAGCUCAAAGCAACUUGUUUGAAUCCGAAGAAGAAAAUGCAGUCAACGAAAGGGAGAAUAGCCACUGGGUAGAUGAAGAAACAACAUUGUUUGUUCAGAAAAAGCUGCGUCAAAGCGAUUACGAUCAUGUUGGUAACAAGCAAAACUGCAACAUUGAAAAUGUACAAGUUACGGGAGUUGGUCUUAUGUCAAAGAUUCAGAAUCUUGAGAAUCGAUUUGCUUCUGCCUUCACAGAAUUCAGGGUUUCUGACUUGUCUGUUGGCAACAUCGAACUGUCCAAAUUCGUUGCUGAGUUGGAUGAACAAGUUCAACUUUGUUUUUCUGAGAUGAAGCAAUUGUGUACUCUUUAUUCAUUUGCAAAUCUUAAAGGAAUUAGUUGUUAUUAUGAUUUCGAAAUUUUGGGAAGUUUGGAUUUGAUUUGUCAAAAGCAGCAGUUAUGUUCUCCUUAUCAAGAACCUUUUGAUAUGGUAAAGGAAUUGUCGGAAAAAUUACUUGAGAUAGAGAAGCUUAAAUCUGACAAUUUGCUCAAGGAACAUGAGCUCGAGGGUUUAAGGCAAUGUCAAAAAGAGUUAGAAACUUGGAUUUAUUCUGUUGAGAAGGAGAAAAGUCAGUUGGAGGAAGAUAUGGAAAUCAUGCGAAGGGAGGUUGUUGUUACAACUAAAUUCUUGGAUGAUUUACGGAGCGAAAUGAUGGAACUGAAUUGCAAUACGGACACCAAGAUUUCUGCUAACAAAAUUCUCAUAAAGAAAUCUUUUGAACUUGAAGAUGAAAAGCAGGAAGUGAAAGUUUAUUCAUCUGAACUCGGAGAAGAAAACUUACUUUUGUCUGAUCAGUUAUGUGGUUUAGAGGAAAAAAUCAUGUAUCUAAUUGAUGAGAAAAACUCAUACCAUAUGGAAGGAAAAUGUCCAGAUUUUGAUGCUAUGGAUUUCAAAGAUGAGAUAAUAAAAAGAUUGGAAGAUGAAAUAGAAGUAGAAAGGCUUGUUAUAAGACAGAAGAUGAAUGAAAUGCAAAGGCAAUGGUUUGAAGUUCAAGUAGAGUGUGAUUAUCUAAAAGUUGAAAAUCUCAAACUCAUUGAAGAAUGUAGCAUGCUUCAAGAAGAAAAUGGAGAGCUAUGGAAGCAAAAGACCAAGUUAAAUGAGCAUUGUAUGGUAUUAGAAAUAGAAUUGAACAAAGUUGAUAACCUUCAGAGAAAUAAUCAACUGUUAGAAGAAGAAAUUUUGGCUCAAUUGCAAAAAAAGUUACAACUUCAGAAAGAAAUCUUGGCUCUUAAGGAAACAAUUAGUGAAACCAAGUCUGAAAAUGAGAUGCUGGAAGCUUCUUUUAGGAUGUUAUCUCGAGAGCAUGAAGAGCAUGAGGCUAAAACAACGUUAUUUGUUCAGAAAAUCUUGAAUAGUUGCAGAUGUAGGAGAGUUGCCCUUGAAGAAGCCUUGGGAACUCAUGAAGCUUUGCCGGAAAAUGAGCUGGUCUAGACUAGGAGAGAAUCACAUACGGUUUAAUGUUGAUUGAUGAAAAGAAAAACUUCAAUACUCAAAAUCCUCAAUUUAUAGGAGU
Hibiscus syriacus is the source of this 1622-nucleotide messenger RNA. Its product is annotated as CDK5 regulatory subunit-associated protein 2-like. The coding region runs from base 47 to 1540 and encodes 497 amino acids. The transcript has 3 exons. NCBI's taxonomy places the organism in Eukaryota, Viridiplantae, Streptophyta, Magnoliopsida, Malvales, Malvaceae. The record is from RefSeq and is a predicted model, not a curated record.